This is a messenger RNA of Penicillium cosmopolitanum, 1014 nucleotides long. RefSeq names its product coiled-coil-helix-coiled-coil-helix domain-containing protein. The record is from RefSeq and is a predicted model, not a curated record. Lineage: Eukaryota; Fungi; Ascomycota; Eurotiomycetes; Eurotiales; Aspergillaceae. The coding region runs from base 1 to 1014 and encodes 337 amino acids. The transcript has 3 exons. Gene Ontology annotation, cellular component: mitochondrial intermembrane space. Gene Ontology annotation, biological process: protein import into mitochondrial intermembrane space. Gene Ontology annotation, molecular function: protein-disulfide reductase activity.
AUGGCCUGGAAAGAUGUUGCCGCAGCGGGAGCCAACGUGACUGGUGCACGACUGGCGCGGCCGCCAACCUCAGGCCGAAAUCCCGAAAUCCACUCUUCUUCCACCAACUUCUCCGUUCCGCUUCCUCCUCCCGCUCCCUCCCUUCCUGCGUCCUCUGGAGGUGCUUCGCGGUCUCAAUUCACAUCUCACUCGCUUCACCUCAUCAUGUUUCGCCCCGCCGUACGAGCGCUCGCCCGCGCACCCAUCGCCGCGCCCUGUGGCCCAGCCAGCAGACGAUUGAUAAGCACCGGUCCUACCAAGUCGAGAAGCUGGAAGAACACCGUCCUCCGACUUGGUCUGGCUGGUGGUGCGAUCUACUACUACAACACUAGCAGCGCAUUCUCCAAAGAGCCCCAAUUCUCCAUCCUCGCCAAGACCCAACAAGACAAUGCCAACGCCUCGUCCGAAACCCUCGACUCCAUCACCCCGAAGAUCCGCGAAGAGCGAGCCGCAGCCCGAAAGGCUAGCGUGAACCCGGAAGAGCUCGAGAAGGAGGCUGGCCAAGAAGCCGCUUUCAACCCGGAGACUGGCGAGAUCAACUGGGACUGCCCGUGCCUGGGUGGUAUGGCGCAUGGUCCUUGCGGAGAGGAGUUCAAGGCCGCGUUCAGCUGCUUCGUGUACUCGGAGGAGGAGCCCAAGGGCAUUGACUGCAUUGAAAAGUUCCAGGGCAUGCAAAAUUGCUUCCGCGCACACCCCGAUGUGUACGGUGCCGAGCUGGAGGACGAGGAAGCUGAGGCUGCUGAGGCCGGUGCUCCUGCUCCCCCUGCCUCUUCCGAGCAGCCCCCUGCUGCCGCCGCCGAUAUCGAUGCCGCUUCCCAAAACGAGAAUAAGCACUACAGCGCCCAGGAAGCCAACGCCGAGGUGAAGGCCGUUGAAGCCGAGAAGGUCGACGUCACUGAGCCCGAAGUUUUGGUUCCCAAGGCUGCUCACGAUGCCGAGACCAAGAACCAGGAGGCCCAGAAGACUGAGAACUGA